AUGUUUAACUCGCCGAGAGGGGGUCAGAGAUACGCAGGCAUCUCACCCAGUGGCCUAGGUGGUAGCUUUGUCGACGACAACCCGUUAGCAAACUCCGUCUAUGACGACGGGCUCGAUCCUUGGAGUGCUGCGCCCAGUCCCUCAGCAACACCGGCUCCCCAGAACAACUCUGUGUUCAAUGCAGUAAUUGCGGACGCCUCGGUACCUUCGAUUUACCACCGCGCCUUUGCGGCAGUUGACCAGGCCAACCUCGGGGAAGCCUCUGUGAAUGCGCUUUCAAGAGUUUUGGCGACCUCUUCGUUGCCAGCAGCUACGAUUGACAAGGCAAGCUCGAUCGUGAACCUGGUUAGCACAAAGCCUCGCGUUUCUAAACUCGAGUUCUUCGUUGCGCUUGCGCUGGUAGCUUUGGCCCAACAAGGGAAAGACGUCAGCAUCGAACAAGUCGCAGCUCUAUCUUCGCAGAACACGCUUCCCGAGCCGUCACUCGAUCUCGACCGACUCCAAGCUUCAACGUCAGCCUUCAUGCCUCCCUCCUACAAACCCACCCCGCCACCACCGAUGCGCGGGUUCACUGUCGAUCCAUGGGGCGGCGGACGAUAUUCCGCGCUGCCACCUUCUGCGACUUACAAUCAGAGCGUCGGAGCCGGCCCUGCUCCUCCUCUGUCAACUACGACUUCCAGCGUUGCUGGGACUGGUCUUCCGGACUUCUGGUGGCAGAGGCAAGAGAAAGUCCGAGUUACUCUAUUGGGACAUCAAGGGUUUAUUCUGAAUAGAUAUGUGGUGUAUGAGAUCGUCUCUGAGAGAGAUGAACGACCAGUUAUUAGACGUUAUUCGGAGUUUGCGUUCUUGUGGGAUGUAUUGGUUCGACGUUAUCCGUUCAGGCUUUUCCCCGCUUUACCACCUAAACGUAUAGGAGCCGAUGAACAAUUUUUGGAACAGCGACGGAAAGGCCUCUCGAGAUUCCUCAACUACAUUGUGAACCAUCCGAUCAUCAAGGACGACGGCGUCUUGAAUGCUUUCCUUACGGAACCAUCGUUCGAGACGUGGAGGAAGAGCUCGCCUAUAUCUUUGGAGGAAGAGUCAGCGUCGAAGAAGGUGGACAAGGUGGAGGAGAUGUCCAUUCCUAGCGACUUCGACGAGAAAAUCGCGUCAAUACGAAACCGGUUGAAUCCACUCAUCGACCACUGGCAUAGAAUUUGUAUCCUUGCCGAGAGAAUCGCCAGAAGACAGGAAGCCGCUGCGGUACGAUUGCCUCCAGCUUUCCGCAAACCGUUCCUGCCGACUCACUCUACCUUAUCGUCACCAACGUCGUCCGUCGCAUCUCUUCCCGGGUCUCCGAUAUCACCUAUCUCUACAACCAUGGCCCAAUCUCUUCACGAAUCACUCUUUGGUCUGCAACCUCUACCUGAAAUUACGCAACCGCAGGGAGAUUUGGCGAGGUUGACGAAUACGUUGCGGGCAGUGACGGAGGUUAUCGAUCCUUGUUGGAGAGGGGAUGAUUGUGAAUUGUCGACCGGGGUGAGGGCCGGUCUCAGCCAAGUCGCCGACCAUACGCAGCGGCAUUCAGAGCUUUCCGAGACCAGGACGAGAGCCUUUCUGGAUACUACGUUGGAGGACUUGAAGUCUCAACGCGACCUAUACCUUGCGACGCGUGAUCUCUUCAUUCGACAUGACCGUCUCUCCGUGGAUCAAGUUGACCGCUUGAAGAAGCGUGUCGAGACCAACGGUUCCAAACUGGAAGGGGUCCGCGUUGCACAGAAGGAUGGAUGGGAGGAGGAAGCAGAGCGCCUCACUGCUCUGAUCGAGCGUGACCAAGCGACGAUCGCCGCCCAGCUGAGCCGACGAGUGUUUAUUCGCGUCUGUUUAUGGCAUGAGCUGAGGGUUAUGCUUCACAAUCGCGAGAACACGCUUAUGACCCAGGCUGUUCACAACUUUGCAAGCGGAGAGCGACACUAUGCUGAGAAUGUUGCCAAUAUAUGGCAGUCUCUCGAAGAGCAGACUGAGGGAAUGCCUUACGAAUAA
Molecule: messenger RNA, 2022 nt
Organism: Coprinopsis cinerea okayama7#130
Lineage: Eukaryota; Fungi; Basidiomycota; Agaricomycetes; Agaricales; Psathyrellaceae
Product: MVP1 domain-containing protein
Exons: 12
Coding region: 1-2022 (673 amino acids)
Biological process (GO): retrograde transport, endosome to Golgi; protein targeting to vacuole
Cellular component (GO): endosome
Molecular function (GO): phosphatidylinositol-3-phosphate binding
Source: RefSeq, a predicted model, not a curated record